This is a messenger RNA of Paramormyrops kingsleyae, 2730 nucleotides long. RefSeq names its product serine/threonine-protein kinase 38-like. The record is from RefSeq and is a predicted model, not a curated record. Gene Ontology annotation, molecular function: ATP binding; protein serine/threonine kinase activity. NCBI's taxonomy places the organism in Eukaryota, Metazoa, Chordata, Actinopteri, Osteoglossiformes, Mormyridae. Gene Ontology annotation, biological process: protein phosphorylation.
GUUAGGUCGAUGUUAGCAGGAACAGGAAAGACUAGUUACAUUGUGUCGAACUCGGAGGAGGGUUACGGGGGUUAGAGGUUGUUUCAUGAAAACAAACAGAAAUUGAAAGUUUUGUUUUUAUCUGUGUUUUCACUACCUAUUUAGACUGAACAAAGGGCAGCCAAUCAAAAAAGGACAGAAGACGUAGAAUAAUAUCGACUGAUUAAUUAGUAUUGAACCUGGGAUAUUUGUCUGAACAGUGGUUUUGUUUUGGGUAUUUCAACAGCCAAAAUUCACAUUACAGUAAUAACUUAACGCAAGCAUACAGGAGAAAGUAAAGGACGAGCAUAACGGAGGGCGACACUGUGGCCAGCAUGGCCAUGACCGGGGGCACGGCAGGGCCCUUUCCCAUGAGCAACCACACGCGGGAGCGAGUCACCGUGGCCAAGCUGACGCUGGAAAACUUCUACAGCACCCUGCUGACGCAGCACGAGGAGCGGGAGAUGAGACAGAAAAAGCUGGAGAAGGCUAUGGAUGAGGAAGGCCUGCUGGAUGAUGAGAAGAUAAUGCGACGCUCGCAGCACGCCCGCAAGGAGACGGAGUUCCUGCGGCUAAAGCGUACCCGGCUGGGGCUGGACGACUUCGAGUCCCUCAAGGUCAUCGGGAGGGGCGCGUUUGGGGAGGUGCGCCUGGUACAGAAGAAGGACACGGGCCACAUCUAUGCCAUGAAGAUUCUGAGGAAGGCAGACAUGCUGGAGAAGGAGCAGGUCGCUCACAUCCGCGCCGAGAGGGACAUCCUGGUGGAGGCGGACGGUGCCUGGGUGGUGAAGAUGUUCUACAGCUUCCAGGACAAACGGAACCUGUACCUCAUCAUGGAGUUCCUGCCUGGAGGAGACAUGAUGACCCUGUUGAUGAAGAAGGACACAUUGUCUGAGGAGGCCACCCAGUUCUACAUCGCCGAGACCGUCCUGGCCAUUGACUCCAUCCAUCAGCUGGGCUUCAUCCACAGAGACAUCAAGCCCGACAAUCUGCUGUUGGACUCCAGGGGCCACGUGAAGCUGUCGGACUUUGGCUUGUGCACGGGCCUGAAGAAGGCGCACCGGACUGAGUUCUACCGGAACCUGACCCACAACCCUCCCAGCGACUUCUCCUUCCAGAACAUGAACUCCAAGAGGAAAGCGGAGACGUGGAAGAAGAACAGGAGGCAGUUGGCGUACUCCACUGUGGGAACCCCAGACUACAUCGCGCCCGAGGUCUUCAUGCAGACCGGCUACAACAAGCUGUGUGACUGGUGGUCUCUGGGAGUCAUCAUGUACGAAAUGUUGAUAGGCUACCCCCCCUUCUGCUCGGAAACACCUCAGGAAACAUACAGGAAGGUCAUGAACUGGAAGGAGACGCUUGUUUUCCCCCCCGAGGUGCCGAUUUCGGAGAAGGCCAAGGACCUGAUCUUAAGAUACUGCACUGAUUCGGAGAAUCGGAUCGGGGCUGGAAGUGUGGAGGAAAUCAAGAACCACCCAUUUUUCGAGUCGGUGGACUGGGAGCACAUCAGGGAGCGGCCGGCCGCCAUAUCGAUCGAGAUCAAAAGCAUAGAUGACACAUCGAACUUUGACGACUUCCCGGAGUCGGACAUCCUCCAGCCAGUGACAAAUGCCACAGAACCGGAUUACAAAUCCAAGGACUGGGUCUUCCUCAACUACACCUACAAGAGGUUCGAAGGGCUAACCCAGCGGGGAACCAUCCCCUCCUACAUGAAGGCAGGGAAGGCUUGAAGGGCCGCUGCCGGAGUGGACCUGAAGUGGGCCGAGUGCUCGGUGGUCGAGCAUACGGACCCCGACUGGUGCAAGAACUCCUGGGCAGUAACACGGACUGUACCAUAUUUAAGGGGGGGUGGUCGGGGGAUAUAGACUGUACCACAUGUCAGGGCAUGCGGGGGUGUGCUUCUGCUCCCGUAGGGCUACCGCCACCGCCGCUGGCAGGAAGUGAUGCAGUUUUUUUUCCCCCCACCUCGCUUGCCCCAUGUCUGUCUAAACACUGAAGUGUGAAGGUACUGAGGUCAUCCAUCACUGGAAGGAGCGAGCGAGAGAUGCAGGUCACAGACACUGUAUCAAGCACUAAUACUCUUGGGCUUCAUCCAUCGUGUCCAAAAUUUUAGUUUUGUGAAGUAGUUUUAUAACGUUAAUUCUUUAUCAUAUUUACGUGUAGAGGCAGCUGUUACUGGUCCAUGGCAAUAGAGCAUAUUUGUGCUGCAUAGAGUGACGACACGUGGAAAAAGGGACUGUACUCUCUAGACUGUCCUAAAGAGAGGAUAUUUUCAGCAGUGACGAAAGUGCAAGCUAUUUGUGGCCCUGGCCGCGACAUCCAAGCAGAUGCUGUUAUUUGUGUAUGUUUGUGUUGGCCUGGGGUGUAUAGAUUUUCAUUGUCUUUCCCAGAAGUGUCCUAUGAGCGCAAAGACUUAUUUUAACUAAGUACAGACGGGGAGGGUCAGUUCCUUGUUCAGGACUGUACAUUAAAAUUGCACAUACACCUUUGCCUGUACAGUGAAUCUUAAUGGAAAAUUUUUGGCCACUUUCUGCUUCGUAAAGCACAGCGGCUGCUUAGCAACUGCAGAAAUAUUCUCCAGAAUAUCAGGCAUAUACAAGAGUAUGUCAAUACAAAGUAUGUCUGUGUCAAAGAAAACGAGAAUUACUUACAAGGUAAUUAAGUGGUAAACAAGUGAAACCUGUUUUCAAAAUUAUAUUGACGUGGCACAAA